AUGACAUCCGAGAAUGGCUUUGUGCAACCUGCCAUCCCGAGACUCGAUGGGCACUACGAUCACUGGAGCAUGCUUAUGGAAAACUUUCUACGUUCCAAGGAGUAUUGGAACCUGGUGGAGACAGGGAUCCCUGCAGCCGCAGGAGGAGCUGACUCCAGUGAUGCGCAGAAGAAGGCACUGGAGGAGCUGAAGCUGAAAGACUUGAAGGCCAAGAACUAUUUGUUUCAGGCCAUUGAUCGUUCAACCCUGGAAACGAUCUUAAAAAAGGACACGGCGAAGGACAUAUGGGAUUCUUUAAAGCAGAAGUAUAAAGGAACUGCACGUGUGAAGCGUGCUCAGUUGCAAGCACUUCGAAAGGAGUUCGAAGUAUUGCAUAUGAAGGCUGGAGAAACUGUCAAUGACUAUUUUGGGAGGACACUCACCAUAGCCAAUAAGAUGAGGGUGCAUGGAGACAGAAUGGAAGAUAUAGUGAUCAUUGAGAAAAUUUUGAGGUCUAUGACUUCAAAAUUUGAUUAUGUUGUCUGUUCGAUUGAGGAGUCGAAUGACUUGGAUACUCUAUCUAUUGAUGAACUUCAGAGCAGUUUGCUUGUGCAUGAACAAAGGAUGGGUCGACAUGUGAUGGACGAACAAGCUCUCCAAGUUACCGUUGGAGUCCAACAAGGAGGAAGAAGUGGUGGUCGUGGCUCCUAUCGAGGAAGAGGAAGAGGAAGGGGUAGAUUUGGGUUCGACAAAUCUAUCCUAGAAUGCUACAACUGUCACGAGCUAGGACACUUUCAGUGGGAAUGUCCUAAGAAGGCUAUGGACUCAAAGGCCAAUUUCGCAGAAACAAAUGAAGAAAUGCUGCUAAUGGCGCUGGUGAAUGCAAAGGAAGCUGAGAUGGAACAUAUUUGGUUUCUUGACUCAGGUUGUAGCAACCAUAUGUGUGGCAAGAAGGAAGCAUUUGUUGAAAUAGAUGCCAAUUUCCGAGAGUCAGUCAAGCUGGGAAACAACUUCAGUCUUAGUGUGCAUGGCAAAGGCAAAGUACGAAUGGAGGUGCAUGGGAUUGUGCAUGUGAUUACAGAUGUGUUCUUUGUACCUGAAUUAAAGACUAACUUGCUGAGUAUCGGUCAACUACAAGAGAGGGGACUUGCAGUGCUAAUUCAACAUGGAAAAGAUGACACACAACAGAAUGUUUGCCUUGGUUGCACACUGUCCGGCAAAGGAACAAAGCUGUCUCUCCAUGACAACCCACAGAUCAAGCUUAUCGCUGGCAUUGUCGAUAUGGACAUCUAA
Molecule: messenger RNA, 1272 nt
Organism: Prunus armeniaca (apricot)
Lineage: Eukaryota; Viridiplantae; Streptophyta; Magnoliopsida; Rosales; Rosaceae
Source: the annotation of a GenBank genome assembly